Scophthalmus maximus (turbot) is the source of this 5557-nucleotide messenger RNA. RefSeq names its product integrin, alpha V (gene itgav). Gene Ontology annotation, cellular component: external side of plasma membrane; integrin complex. The coding region runs from base 233 to 3364 and encodes 1043 amino acids. The transcript has 31 exons. The record is from RefSeq and is a predicted model, not a curated record. Gene Ontology annotation, biological process: cell-matrix adhesion; integrin-mediated signaling pathway; cell-cell adhesion. Gene Ontology annotation, molecular function: integrin binding. NCBI's taxonomy places the organism in Eukaryota, Metazoa, Chordata, Actinopteri, Pleuronectiformes, Scophthalmidae.
CUCCAGCUGAGACAAACACGCUCGGUCGCUCGUUCGGUCGCAGUCUCGCUCUCUCUCUCUCUGCCCUCUUCUCCUCUUCUCUCCUCUGACGUCACUCGGUGGAUCAGAACCGAACCGGACUCGGGUUCGACUCGGUCCGUCCGAUCUACACGACGUGUUGUGCGCGUGCCCGUGGCGCCGCUCGGGACCGUCCGGUGAACGGUGGUGUUUGUUUCCGGUGCUGGGUGCGGACAUGGCGGGAGGACUCCCGGGGCUCGGCCCGCUGCUGCUGGCGGCUCUGGUCCUCCGCGGCGGUGCCUUCAACCUGGACGUGGACAAACCGUCCGUGUUCUCCGGACCGGAAGGAAGCUACUUCGGCUUCUCCGUGGACUUCUUCAUGCCCCCGAGCAAAGUCAAGUCGGAUGUUCUGAUUGGAGCUCCUCGGGCGAACACCUCGUCCAGCAGCAGUGUGGUGGAGAGAGGAGCGGUGUUCUCGUGUCCCUGGAGCAGCUCAUCCUGCCAGGAGCUGCAGUUUGACAGCUCAGACGACAGGACGAACGCCGACGGGGUUCCGAUGGAGUUCAAGUCCAAGCAGUGGUUCGGAGCCUCGGUCCGAUCAGACGGAGAACACAUCCUGGCCUGUGCUCCUCUGUACCAGUGGUCGACCUACGGCGUGUCGGAGCGGGAGCCUGUGGGGACGUGUUACCUGAAGAAGGGAGGGACGGUGGUGGAGUACUCUCCCUGCAGAUCAGGUGCGACCUCUCCCGAGGGGCAGGGCUUCUGCCAGGCCGGCUUCAGCGCCGACUUCCUGAAGAAGAACAACAGGGUGGUGGUGGGAGGACCAGGGAGCUUCUACUGGCAGGGUCAGCUGAUUUCCGACGACGUCUCUGAGAUCUUUACCCGGUUUGACAAAAACUUCAUCACCCCGUACGGAAACACCCACACUACCAAGUCCGCCGGCGCCCAGUACGACGACAGUUACCUGGGUUACUCUGUGACGGUGGGAGACUUCAACGACGACGGGAAGGAAGACUACGUGACGGGAGUCCCUCGUGGGGACAAGGCCCUGGGCUAUGUGAACAUCUUCAACGGCCUCAACAUGGAGUCGAUGGAGAACUUCACAGGCACGCAGAUGGCCGCCUACUUCGGACACUCAGUCGCUGCCGGUGAUGUGAAUAACGACGGUUUGGUGGAUCUGUUGGUUGGAGCUCCGCUCUUCAUGGACAGAGGCUCCGAUGGAAAACUCAGGGAGGUGGGACAGGUGUCAGUGUACCUGGGCCGAGGAGGAUUUUCCUUCCACCCUCCUCAAAUGCUGACGGGGUCGGAGGGCUACGCCAGAUACGGGUCUGCCAUCACUGCACUGGGAGACCUGGACAUGGACGGAUACAACGACGUGGCCAUCUCGGCACCUUACGGAGGUCCAGACCGUCACGGCUUGGUCUACAUCCACAAUGGCCGCCCUCAGGGGCCCAACCCGACUCCUUCCCAGGUCCUGCAGGGGAAGUGGGCGUCCAGCUACAUGCCUGCGAGCUUUGGAUACUCCAUGACUGGAAACACUGACAUAGACCAGAAUGGAUAUCCAGAUUUAAUAGUGGGAGUGUUUGGAGCAGACAAAGCUGUUUUAUACAGAGCUCGUCCUGUGAUCAGUGUGAACGCCACAUUGGAAAUGACGCCUCAGAUCAUCAACCCAGAGGAGAAGAACUGCACACUUCCUGGAACCAGCACUCAGGUGUCCUGUUUCAAGGUGAAGUACUGUUUGAAGGCAAGCGGUCUCGGAGCUCCAGCUUUUCUGAAUUUCCGUGUGGACCUGAUGUUGGAUCGUCUGAAGCAGAAGGAGUUGACCAAGCGCGUCCUCUUCCUGCACAGUCGGACCUUCCAGUACCACAAGAACAUGACGGUGGCCAACGGCAGAGGUUUGGCCUGCGAGGAGCAGCACGUCUUCCUCAGGGACGACCGUGAGUUCCGGGAUAAGAUCACUCCCAUCUCCGUGGCGAUGGAGUACAGUUUGGACUACCAGCAGGCCGCCGACAAGACCGGCCUGCUGCCCAUCCUCGACACGUCGGCCCCAUCCAACGUCACCAAGCAGGCUCACAUCCUGUUGGACUGCGGAGACGAUAACAUCUGUAAACCGGACCUCAAGUUGUCCGUGACCAGCGACCGAGAUCAGAUCUACAUUGGCGACGACAACGCUCUGACCCUGGAGGUCAGCGCCGAGAACCAGGGCGAGGGCGCAUACGAGGCCGAGCUCCACGUCUUCCCUCCGCAGCAGGCCGACUUCACCGGGGUGGUCCGCAGUCAGAAGCUCUCCAGGUUGUCUUGCGCCUACAAGAAGGAGAACCAGACCAAGAUGGUGGUGUGCGACCUGGGGAACCCCAUGAAGGGAGGAACCAAGGUGCUGGCUGAGUUGAGGUUCAGUGUGCACCAGCUGUCGGAGGAGGACACGUCCGUCAGGUUCGACCUGCAGAUCGUCAGCUCGAACCAGUUCGACAACACAAGUCCUCGAGUGUCGAGUAUCACCAAGCUGGCCGUGCUCGCCAGGGUGUCCAUCAGAGGGUCGUCGUCUCCUGGUCAGGUGUUACUUCCCAUCGCCAACUGGAAACCUAAAGAACCUCCCGUGGGUGUAGACGACAUGGGACCACAAAUAUUACACGUCUACGAGCUCCUGAACAGCGGGCCCAGUACGGUCAGCAAAGCGUCCCUGGAGGUCCUGUGGCCGUACGAGUACAAGAACAGUUCUCUGCUCUACAUCAUGAGCUACGAGACGGACGGACCCAUCAACUGUACGACCGUCAUCGAGAUCAACCCACUCAACUUGUCGAUCCCGUUGACCUCACAGAAGAACAGCAGCAUUGUUCCGCCCAGAGAGCGAGAGACAGAAGGACGAAACAGAAACCACGUUCGCAGGAGAGACCUGGAGUCAAGAGACUCCCAGAGCGAUCUGCAGACACUGGACUGCUCCACAGCAAAGUGUCUGCGGCUCAGUUGUCAGGUCGGUCGUUUGGAGCGGAAGAAGUACGCCAUCCUCUCUAUCUACUCCAGACUGACUGUCAACAACUUCCUCAGGACUGAGAAUCAGAAUCGUUCGUACGUGGUUCGAGCUACAGCCACGUUCAAUGUGACCGAGAUGCCGUACAAGAACCUGGUGUCGGAGCUGCCGUCCAACAGCACCACGGUGAGCGUUUCGGUGAUGUGGGUGGUGGACACUCCUCAGCCGGUCCCGGGCUGGGUCGUGGCUCUGGCGGUGCUGGCCGGGCUGCUGCUGCUGGCGCUGCUCAUCUUCAUCAUGUACAAGUUGGGUUUCUUCAAGCGAGUCCGCCCGCCGCAGGAGGACUGCACAGAGAAGGAGCAGCUGCAGCCGGAGGAGAACGGCAACACCGACUCCUAGAGGUCAAACUGUGUAAAUACAGGACACGAGUCCACUGUCCUCACUGUCCUCACUGUGUCUCUGUGUCACUGUACAGUGUCAGAUCAUGGUACUGGGUUCACUUUUCAUAGGGUUUAUGUUUUCUAGUCUCGUCCUGUUGUGUUUGUGCCAAUGAGAAGCUCCGCCUGCAGGAGGCUGAUGUCACUGUUGUUUCUGUUCCGUUGGACCACGUCACGUCUCAUGUUGGAUCUUCUCAAAGAUCAAACUGCUGAGAUUCAACAUGACGCGUCCUGAUGCGUCUCACUCCAGGUUCUGGAGCCUGAUAUUUCAUUCGCACUUUUUUCGUCCAGGCUCAAAAUGAUCGAUGAGUCAGAGAACUGCUGAUCGAUUCACCGACUGGUCGUCAGACUGAGACCUGACAUAAUAUUGUCUGGAAAAGAAACGGAAGGAGGAGAAACACACUGUCAGAGAGUAGAAGAGAAAAAAGUCAAAAGAAAAACGCUUUUGUGGCGUAUGUGAUAAUAACAGCAAUAAUGAGAUUUAAUAACAACCAGCUGUCAUCAGGUCUUUGUGUUGGGAUGAAGAUGUUAAGUUUCCUUUUCUGGGUGUGACAGUAAUAUAUUGACCUUUGUCUUCCUGUGUGUGUGUGUGUGUGUGUGUGUGUGUGUGUGUGUGUGUGUGUGUGUGUGUGUGUGUGUGUGUGUGUGUGUGUGUGUGUGUGUGUGUGUGUGUGUGUGUGUGUGUGUGUGAGAGAGACUUGAGUGAUGAUUGACAGCAGCGGCUCUGGCCCAUUUCUACACCAGAGUACACUUUUGCUAAAUUGUAUUAAUAACAAUAAUAAUUGUAAUAAGCGUUUGAGAGUUUCCUGCUUUGUCACAGUACACUAAAUAUUCCUUUGUACACCUGAAGAUGUAACUAGUUUUAUAACAGUUUCUCCACUAAUUUAAAAAAGAUUCAUCGGAUGAUUUGAUAUAAAUAAUCUUCAGCUGCAGUUUGAACAUGUGAAACUUGAGCGUUAGCAUUUCAUCAGCUAACAACGUACGUUGAUCUACAGUGUAUUGACGUGACGGAGUGGAAUGAUUUGACAGUUUAUGCUAACGUUAGCAGCUAACUCCUGCUCUUUAUUCCCUCAGCUGCAGCAGCUGAGAUCAGUAUAAUCUCUCUAUUUCCAUCGAGCCUCAGUCUGUUGGCAUGGUAUCAUGUUGUCAGCCGGACCAAUCAGACGCUCACACGUGAUGAACCAACUCACGCUGUUCCCAAAUUAUCCCAGAAUGCACCCUGAACCCGACACUGCGGGCAGGAAGAGAACCUGAGCUGAGGUCAGAUAAAUGUAGCAGCUGCUCGCUGUCGGAGAACCUGCUUCUGUCUCUUCACUGUCUGAGAUCAUCUGUCAUCGUCACGGUAAGACAGACUGACAGGCGUCGCUCCAGCCUGUGAGGUGGGCGGGGCCGGUGGGGCGGGCCAGUAUGCGACAGGUGGUUACUUUCCUGUCACGUGGUGUUUGAUGUUCGUGUGUGAACAUCGCAGAAAGAAAAUAAAAAGUUUACUUGGAAUUUACCCCUAUUGGGUUUGACAUCAUGAACUCACGUGUAAGGCUGAAGAUGAUUUUAUAACUAUAUGAAUCACUGAAGAAUCACUUUGAUAAAGGUCCACGGAACAUUUCUGAUCAUCUGCAUUUAAUAACUGUCGUCGCUCUAAAAUAUCACCGAUGUUCACAAGGUCGGACUCCAACAGGUCCAGAUCCUGAACCUCCUGAUCCGACCUGAUCUCUGUGGAGGUUCAGACGUGACACUGGGUCGAUGUGGGAUCCUGAACCUCCUGAUCCGACCUGAGGUCUGUGGAGGUUCAGACGUGACACCGGGUCGAUGUCGGAUCCUGAACCUCCUGAUCCGACCUGAGGUCUUUGGAGGUUCAGACGUGACACCGGGUCGAUGUCGGAUCCUGAACCACCUGAUCCGACCUGAGGUCUGUGGAGGUUCAGACGUGACACCGGGUCGAUGUCGGAUCCUGAACUUCCUGAUCUGAGUGAACGAACUGAACUGAGGCUGUUCACUGUGUUUGAUGUGUAACUCCAUCUGUCCUCCUUGCUGCCAUGACAACAUGUUGACUGUUUUGUUGAUGUACGUAUUCUUUCACCUCGAGAGUAAAGAAAUAACUUUGAUACUGAGAUGAUUUCACCUUUGAACUGAAAUAAAUUGAUGUGUUCACACUCGG